CUCUCCCUCGCUCUCUCUCUCUCUCUCUCCCCCUCGAGCUCCCGGCUGCCCGCGGCUCCCUCGCGCUCUCCCCUCUCCGGUAGGCUCCACCAAGCGAUGCGAGCUUUGGGAAACAGCGACACCGCCUCCCGCUAGAGACCUGCCCCCGGCCCGGCCCGGCCCCCUGCCCAGCCCUGCCCUGCGCGCGGGGGUCGGCGAAGGCGCCGCGGACGCACCGACGGCUGAGGACCCGCGAUGCACAUGCACUAGCAGCACCCCCUCACUCAUUCCCUCCACACCCCGCACCGCCGCCGCCUCCUCCUCCUCCGGCAGCAGCGGCAGAAGGACCCACCCUGCCCCCCACCCCACCCUCCGCCGGCUCCGGCUCCUGCUUCAACUAUUAUUUUAUUUAUUUUGGGUCGUGCACAAGCCUCAGUGCCUGCAGCCCGCGCCUCCUCGGACCGCGGGCGCCUCCUCCCUCGGCCCCGGAGCCCCAGACCCCGGCCACCUUCGCCUCGACACCCCUAGAGCCCGCCAGCUGCCGCGAGUCUCCGCUGCUGGAAUCUUGUUAGCGGCUGUCUUUUUGGGGGGUUCUGGUUUCCCGACAUUUUUGUUUUCAGCCAAGGGAAGGAUAUCGUGGUUUUUUCCCCUUUGAGCCCAGGCUCUGCUCUCUGGGGGGGUGGGGGGCGCGCCGAGCCGGGGAGCCGUGCCAGCCGAGUCGUGCGGGCUGUGGCAGGGAAGGGGCCACCAUGGGAUGUACUCUGAGCGCAGAGGAGCGAGCCGCCCUCGAGCGGAGCAAGGCGAUUGAGAAAAACCUCAAAGAGGAUGGCAUCAGCGCCGCCAAAGACGUGAAAUUACUCCUGCUGGGGGCUGGAGAAUCAGGAAAAAGCACCAUUGUGAAGCAGAUGAAGAUCAUCCACGAAGAUGGCUUCUCUGGAGAAGACGUGAAACAGUACAAGCCUGUUGUCUACAGCAACACCAUCCAGUCCCUGGCAGCUAUCGUCCGGGCCAUGGACACUUUGGGCAUCGAAUACGGUGACAAGGAGAGAAAGGCUGACGCCAAGAUGGUGUGUGACGUGGUGAGUCGGAUGGAAGACACCGAGCCCUUCUCUGCCGAACUGCUUUCCGCCAUGAUGCGGCUCUGGGGCGACUCAGGAAUCCAGGAGUGCUUCAACAGGUCUCGGGAGUAUCAGCUCAACGAUUCUGCCAAAUACUACCUGGACAGCCUGGAUCGGAUUGGGGCCGCCGACUACCAGCCCACCGAGCAGGAUAUACUCCGAACCAGGGUCAAAACCACUGGCAUCGUAGAAACCCACUUCACAUUCAAGAACCUCCACUUCAGGCUGUUCGACGUCGGGGGCCAGCGAUCUGAACGCAAGAAGUGGAUCCACUGCUUCGAGGACGUCACAGCCAUUAUCUUCUGCGUCGCACUCAGCGGCUACGACCAGGUGCUCCAUGAAGAUGAGACCACGAACCGCAUGCACGAGUCUCUCAUGCUCUUCGACUCCAUCUGUAACAACAAGUUCUUCAUCGAUACCUCCAUCAUUCUCUUCCUCAACAAGAAAGAUCUCUUUGGUGAGAAGAUCAAGAAGUCACCUUUGACCAUCUGCUUUCCUGAAUACACAGGCCCCAAUACCUACGAGGACGCGGCCGCCUACAUCCAAGCACAAUUUGAAAGCAAAAACCGCUCGCCCAACAAAGAAAUUUAUUGUCACAUGACUUGUGCCACAGACACGAAUAAUAUCCAGGUGGUAUUCGACGCCGUCACUGACAUAAUCAUUGCCAACAACCUGCGGGGCUGCGGCUUGUACUGACCCCUUGUCCUGUAUAGCAACCUAUUUGGUAAUGAUCGCAGCACUCCCAGAGAGGUUUGCGCGCGCGCGCACACACACACACACACACACCCCACUAACAAAUGCAAGUUGGCAAAUAAACUUUAAAAAAAGGCAUAACAAGACCUUAUAUAUAUACAAAUAUAUAUGAAAAAAAUUCUUUUUAGUUUGUAUUAGAAAGAGCUUCGGACAGAACUGACCACCCUCCCAUAGAUAGAUCAUCGGGGGUUUUCCGGGACAGCAUGUACGCGUGCACACGCGCUCGCUCACACGCACGCGCGCACACACGUCGUGAUGGGGGUCCUGAUUUGGGAGUCCAUCCUUUUAAGAACAGCCACGUGAUUUUACUCUGAGACCCAUUUCUGUGAGCAGAGGGAGAGGCAAAGAAAGGCCUGGCAUGAGUCCGGCCUCUCUGCCCCUGGCCCGCCCCCCAAGGCUGCGUGGUCUCAGUUCUGUCCUGCUCUCACGCAAAUUCCAAAGCCCUUCAAAAACUGGCCAAUACCCUAAACCUCUCCCUACCCUCUACUCCCAACAACAGGAAAACUAAGGAUGCUUCUCUCUUGGGUGGCAAUGGUUGUUAAUUUCAAGAAUUUAGAAGAAUCGUUGCUCUGGCCAAUCCACUGUCUCCUGAGUUUUCUUUAUUCAAAGGCGAGAGUUGGAGGAACAGGAGACUUGGCCUGCUUUCUAGAAGCAGCUGAGGGGAGGGAACAUUGAGACCAUGGCUGCAAUUCACCUGCCGAGUUGAAGCCAGCCCCCUGGAGAAGAGAAGGGCCCGGAGGGAGCAGGGGGGAGGUGAGAAGGACAGCGGUGGCCCGGGGAGGGCCGGAUUAAUGUAGGCCUGACCAGAGUCAGGGUCCUUUGGGGUGAGGCCUCCCAGGGGGCCUGGGCUGGGCUCCCCUGGAGUUCUUGAUCCCUCCGGUGAUGCUGCCCCAUCUUGCCCUACGCCAACAUUAUUAAAAAUAUUCUAGGGUUUUUUGGGGUUGUUUUUUUUUGUUGGUUGGUUUUUAAAAUCAAAGAAAAUGGUCAGACUGGACCCCCUUAUCUCUCUCUCUACAGACUGCUUCACGGACUCUUUGCUGUUGACGUUGAUCUCCUGGUAGCAUGACCUUUUGGCCUUUGUAAGACACACAGCCUUUCUGUAUCAAGCCCCUGUCCAACCUACGACCCCAGAGUGACUGACGGCUGUGUAUUUCUGUAGAAUGCUGUAGAAUCUGGUUUUAGUUGAGUCUUUACAUUUAGAAUUUGAAAGGAAAAAAAAGAACAUUUCUCAUGUGCUUUGUAGCUUAAAAAAAAAAGAAGAAAAAGGAAA
Messenger RNA from Callorhinus ursinus (northern fur seal), 3120 nucleotides. NCBI's taxonomy places the organism in Eukaryota, Metazoa, Chordata, Mammalia, Carnivora, Otariidae. The record is from RefSeq and is a predicted model, not a curated record.